UAAAUAUUUUUCUGUCUUGCUGCUUAAAACUUGAAAAGUUACCGGAGAAAUUCGGCAGUUUGCAAGCUUUAGUGGACCUCCGUGCAAACCAAACUGCUAUUAAACAACUACCAAUCUCAAUUGGUCUUUUGAGGAAUCUUGAUAAGAUAUAUUUAUCUGGAUGUGGAGGACCAUCCUCAUCAUUGACAUCACCAAAAAGCUCCAACCGCAUAAGAUUAUUACCUUCUAUUUCUGGAUUAUGUUCUUUGACAUUUCUAAAUCUCAGUGGACAGAAUUUGUGUGAAGAUGAUAUUCCCUUUGAAUUUGGAUGUUUAUCUUCACUCAUAGAAUUGGAUUUAUCAAGAAACAAUUUUCGGAACCUAACUAGUUGCAUCAGCUGCCUUCCUAAAUUAUCUCGUUUCUGUUUGAAUGAGUGUAUUGCUCUUCAAUCAAUUUCACUCCCUAGAAGUGUAGUGGAGUUUGAAGCACUUGGUUGCACAUCAUUGGAAAGAAUCUUAAAUUUGAAGAACGGGAAAUCCAAAUAUUUUAGCCUGCAUAAUUGCCACAAACUGAUUGAGAUUCAAAAUUUGAGGAGUUUUGAGUAUGUUUUCAUGGGAAGGUGCAACAAUCUAGCAUAUGAUUUUAAGAAGAGUGUUCUCCAGAUGAUGUGCAAGGCUAAAGCGCAAUAUUAUGGCACUUCCGUUUGUCUCCCCGACAUUGAGAUUCCAAAUUGGUUUAGCCAUCAGACAACCGGUUCUUUAAUAUCUUUUCGUGUACCUUCGUUUUUCACUGGUCAAAUCAGCAAUUUGCUUCUAUGCGUUGUUUAUGCAGCAAACACGGAAGGACCCACAGACUUUGACUUCAUGUGCACAUGCCGAAAUAAAACUAGAAACCCCCAAGACCCCCUCUCGUUGAGGUCUUCUUCAGCUUACUUUGAUAUCUCUGAAGAUCAUAUAUUUGUAGACGUGAUGCCAUUUAAUCGAAUUAGAUUUGAGAUGAAAAGUGGAGACGAAAUAGAGGUGUCAGUCGAAGUUAUGGUUUUUCCUGGGCAACAGAGUGAAGUGAAGAAGCGUGAAAUACAAGUGAAGAAGUGUGGAAUCCAUCUACUAUUUGAUGACCCAAAUGUUGGAGAUGGUGACAUCUCUGAAAGUGAGGAUCGACGAUUGUACAAUUGGUACCCAUGCCUCACCAAAUCCAGACCACAAUCCCCCCUCCCAACUAUAUGUUUCGAGCGGCCGUUGCGGAUAAAAAAGCGAAUUGGUAAAAUGCAUGCAUGAGAAACCGUUUCCUGCUGUCAAUCAAAUUCCCUCACAGACCGCAUCUGUCUGCCAUACGCAGCUCUUGGCUCGCCUACCCAAAGAUCAAGCAGACGACUCAAGUCAGAGGAAAUUGAUUGAACGGAAAUGUGGGUAUGGAAAAAUUGAAAUUGUUUCCUGAAUUCUUGUUUCUUCUGGGUUCUCAAAUUGCAGGGCUUCCAUGAUCAAAGUUGACUUUAAGCUAUAAUAAGUUAUAUAUCCACCUUACUUUG
This is a messenger RNA of Corylus avellana, 1507 nucleotides long. Lineage: Eukaryota; Viridiplantae; Streptophyta; Magnoliopsida; Fagales; Betulaceae. The record is from RefSeq and is a predicted model, not a curated record.